AUGUCUAGCAUGGCUCCCGCUGCCUUGAGACAGGCAUCUCGGGCCUACGCCCGUCGUCUCUCCACGACGCAGCAUGGCCCCCUUUCCGCCGCCCUUCCUAGACGGAUGCUCGCCACUCCGUCGCGCCGGUCGUACGUCUCCGAGACCAAGGCUGGAAAUGCUCAGGUUUCGGUCGAUACCGCCAUCAAGGAGGAGCAGAAGAACUUUAUGAAGCAGACCGGCCUGCAGCCGGGCAAGGUGGAGCUCCCGGGGUCCUCCGUGUCGGGCGACGCCUUGCUGAGUCCCUCCGCGGGCAUCCUGAAGCAGGCGACCGUGAUGGACCAAGGAACCCGCCCCAUCUAUCUCGACAUGCAAGCGACGACCCCGACCGAUCCUCGCGUUCUCGACGCCAUGCUCCCCUAUCUCACCGGCAUCUACGGCAACCCGCACUCGCGGACACACGCUUACGGCUGGGAGUCGGAGAAGGCCGUCGAGCAGGCGCGCGAGCACAUUGCGAAGCUCAUUGGGGCCGACCCCAAGGAGAUCAUCUUUACCAGCGGCGCGACCGAGAGCAACAACAUGAGCAUCAAGGGCGUCGCGCGCUUCUUCGGUCGCUCCGGCAAGAAGAAGCACAUCAUCACCACGCAGACCGAGCACAAGUGUGUCCUGGACAGCUGCCGGCAUCUGCAGGACGAGGGCUUCGAGGUGACGUACCUCCCCGUGCAGAGCAACGGUCUGAUCCGGAUGGAGGAUCUGGAGCAGGCGAUCCGCCCCGACACCGCGCUCGUGAGUAUCAUGGCCGUCAACAACGAGAUCGGCGUGAUCCAGCCCAUGGAGGAGAUCGGCAAGCUCUGUCGGUCGAAGAAGGUCUUCUUCCACACCGACGGCGCCCAGGCGGUGGGUAAGAUCCCGCUGGACGUCAACAAGCUGAACAUCGACUUGAUGUCGAUCUCCAGCCACAAGAUCUAUGGCCCGAAGGGUGUUGGCGCGUGCUACGUGCGCCGUCGCCCUCGUGUCCGUCUGGAGCCCAUCAUCUCUGGCGGUGGUCAGGAGCGUGGUCUGCGCAGUGGUACGCUCGCGCCUCACCUGGCUGUUGGCUUUGGUGAGGCUUGUCGCAUCGCCGCGCAAGAAAUGGAGUACGACACCAAGCAUGUGCAGCGCCUGUCGAAGCGUCUGACGGAUGCGCUUCUGUCGAUGGAGCAUACGACGCUGAACGGCGAUCCUGAGCACCACUACCCCGGAUGUGUCAAUGUGUCGUUUGCCUACAUUGAAGGCGAGUCCCUGUUGAUGGCGCUGAAGGACAUUGCGCUGUCGUCGGGUAGCGCGUGUACGUCGGCGUCCCUGGAGCCCAGCUACGUGCUGCGGGCGCUGGGCAGCAGCGACGAGAGUGCGCACAGCAGUAUCCGGUUUGGUAUUGGACGGUUCACGACGGAUAGCGAGAUUGAGUAUGUGCUGAAGGCGGUGCAAGACCGGGUGCACUUCCUGCGCGAGCUGAGCCCGCUGUGGGAGUUGGUGCAGGAGGGAAUUGAUCUGAACACGAUCGAGUGGAGUCAGCAUUAG
Molecule: messenger RNA, 1539 nt
Organism: Aspergillus terreus NIH2624
Lineage: Eukaryota; Fungi; Ascomycota; Eurotiomycetes; Eurotiales; Aspergillaceae
Product: IscS subfamily cysteine desulfurase
Exons: 2
Coding region: 1-1539 (512 amino acids)
Biological process (GO): [2Fe-2S] cluster assembly
Cellular component (GO): cytosol; mitochondrion; nucleus
Molecular function (GO): pyridoxal phosphate binding; cysteine desulfurase activity
Source: RefSeq, a predicted model, not a curated record